GUUAAUGAUUGAUAGGCUGGACGAAAGUUUGAGUUGGGAUACGACACCAUUCAAACACAUUGAUCUGAUUAGGACGCCAUCGGAACAAAUAUAUUUACCCGAUAUUAUGAAUUAUAAUGACAUCGAUUACGGCACACAGAAAUUUGCAAAUACCAAAGCGCUUGUUUAUAAGAAUGGUAAAGUCUUAUGGGUGCCUCCAAUGACACUAAAGCCUCUGUGUCGGGUCAACCUGAAGAGGUGGCCAUACGAUGAACACAUUUGUUUUAUUAAGUUUGGUUCAUGGACUCACGACGGAUAUGUUCUAGAUGUUUUUCCUAAAAAUGAUGGAAAGAAACCACAAUUUCUAAGUGAUUUCUACGAGAACACUGAGUUUGAGGUGAGUUUCAUAAACGCCACGCGAAAAGUGAUGUUUUACGACUGCUGUAAAGAGCCGUAUCCGUCGGUCAGCUUUUACUUCCGACUCCAACGCCGACCCACUCUUUAUCACUACAUUAUUUCAAUCCCGGCUCUCAUGGCUAUCAUCGGAAGUCUUAUCACAUUCUGGUUUCCCAUCCGAUCUAACAUACGAUUUGUAUUGAAUUCAUUCAGUUUUCUAACCCUAACUCUACUUCUCAUUUAUUUGGGAACUCAUUUGGGUUUUAGUUCACUCGGAGUUCCCAUUGCGGUUCGUUUUCUAAGUUUAUCCGUUCUUUUUGUUGGGUUAUUGCAAAUAUGGUUAACCAUUGCGUACAACAUAUCGCUAUUGAAAUGUGAAAUCCCUUUGUGGACCGCAAAAGUCACGAAACCAUUGCUGCAAAUGUACCGAAACACUGAACACGAGAGCAUUCAGUUGACACAAUCGGAACAAUUACAGGACACCAAGAAGUCCGGUCAGCCCAACGCCGAGGACUUGACAUUCAUUAUCGAUAAAAUUGUUUUCAUUGUCUUUGCGUUCGCUAUUGUUAUCAAUUCUGUCGCUUAAAGUUUUUUGUAAUUUGUUGAUUAAUUUCUUGAAUAUCAUAAAAAUGUAUUGAAUUUAAAUCACUGUUAACUAUAUCUGCAUAACUUUGUAUUAAUAUAUUUAUGGGCCG
This is a messenger RNA of Medioppia subpectinata, 1070 nucleotides long. The record is from the annotation of a GenBank genome assembly. Lineage: Eukaryota; Metazoa; Arthropoda; Arachnida; Sarcoptiformes; Oppiidae.